This is a messenger RNA of Salvia miltiorrhiza (redroot sage), 1442 nucleotides long. RefSeq names its product heterodimeric geranylgeranyl pyrophosphate synthase small subunit, chloroplastic. Gene Ontology annotation, molecular function: prenyltransferase activity. The record is from RefSeq and is a predicted model, not a curated record. NCBI's taxonomy places the organism in Eukaryota, Viridiplantae, Streptophyta, Magnoliopsida, Lamiales, Lamiaceae. Gene Ontology annotation, biological process: isoprenoid biosynthetic process. Bases 270 to 1265 code for a protein of 331 amino acids. The transcript has 2 exons.
AUCCUACAAAUCAAACAGGAAACAGCCAAUUCCCAUGUGAUUAAAAUUGCUAAAAGUAAACAUAUGCAAUUAAGAGGUGGUAGCCAAUGACGAGACGCCACGUCAGCAGCAGGCGCACAAGCUUCGGUUUUGUCAAACAUCUCAUCUCUUUUCCCAUCACCACUUCACCAGCAUUUGCUCUUCACUCUAAUCUCUACCUCUGCAAAUUUUAGGUUCUAGAAAGAAAAUCACUGCCAAAUUCGAAACAAUCAACCUGAAAUUCGUAAAUUAUGCUUUUCUCUUCCGUAAUCACGUCGACUCCCCAUGUUUGCUUGCCGAAGGUCACUCGUCCUGCGCUCCGCCGCACAAUUCGAUGCUCCGCCGCAUCGGUUUCACCUGGAUUUGAUCUCAAGACGUAUUGGACGUCUCUAAUUAAAGAAAUCGAUCAGAAGCUCGACGAGGCGAUUCCUGUGAAGUACCCGCAGCAGAUCUAUGAGGCAAUGCGCUAUUCAGUUUUGGCGAAGGGAGCUAAGAGAGCACCGCCGGUUAUGUGCGUCGCCGCUUGUGAGAUUUUCGGUGGUAACCGCCUCGCCGCCUUCCCCACCGCCUGCGCUCUUGAAAUGGUCCAUUCUGCUUCAUUAAUACACGAUGACUUGCCGUGCAUGGAUGAUGAUCCAUCUAGAAGAGGCCAGCCCUCGAACCACACAGUGUUCGGUGUGGAUAUGGCAAUAUUAGCAGGGGAUGCAUUGUUCCCUCUCGGCUUCCGUCAUAUUGUUUCCCAGACCCCCACGGAUCUUGUCCCUCACACCCGCCUCCUCCGAGUGAUUGCUGAGAUAGCAAGGGCGGUGGGGUCCACCGGUAUGGCUGCUGGUCAGUUUCUCGACCUUGAGGGUGGGCCCAAUGCAGUUGAUCUCGUACAAGAAAAGAAGUUUGGCGAAAUGGGCCAGUGCUCUGCUGUCUGUGGAGGCCUACUCGCCGGUGCUUCAGAUGAUGAGAUUGAGCACCUGAGAAAAUACGGCCGGGCUGUAGGUAUUUUGUAUGAGGUGGUGGAUGACAUCCGGGAAACGAAACUGCAGCCGGAGGAGAAGGAUAAGAGCAAGAGCAAGGGUAAAAGUUAUGUAUCCGUGUAUGGAGUUGAGAAAGCGAUGGAGGUGGCUGAGGAUUUAAGAUCCCAAGCAAAGAAAGAGUUGGAGAGGUUAGAGAAAUAUGGCGACAAGGUUCUACCAUUAUAUAGCUUCGUUGAUUAUGCUGCUGAUAGGUAUUUUGGCUUUGAAGAAUUAGUUUAAUCAGCUUCUGAUUGAUUUUUGCUUGAACCUGUUAUAAAAAAUAUGCCUAUGGCACUUGUUUGUAUUGAUGUAUUUCUAUAAUGAUAUUAUAGCAGCAGUUUUAGUAGAGCAAGUUAUUUAAAACCCUAUGGGAAAUCUUGAUCGAUUAAACUCAUUUAUGGAGUUUCUUUGUGUAUA